GGCAGAGCGACGCUGAGGCGGAGGGUCGGGGGCGUCGCGCGGCGGCGAGCGCGAGCUGUUCCGGCCGGCGCUGGUGCGGAUGCUGGAGGGGCACGUCGAGGAGCUGUCGAGGGGCACCCAAGACGGCGUCGCGAGUGAGCCUCGGGCCUUGCGCGCAGAGCGAUGCAGGCGACGGUGUUCGACCCCGCCCUCGCCCUCGCCGAGGAGGGAGAGCGCGACGCGUCGACGGAGGGCGGCGAGGUCGGCGAGAGUUUUGCCUCCCAAGUCGACCGCAGCACACCCCGUGCCGGAUCGGCUUUUUGGACGACGACGACGGGAAGAACCCGCUGAGCCCGACAACGGCGACACUCUCUAGCUUGUCGCCGACCUCGAUCAACUCGAGUUGAUGCCGCGCGAGGCAGCGCGAGGGCGGCAAGACGCAAUCGACCGCCCGCCAACACCGGCGUUCCACCGCCCGCGCCUCUGGCCGCGGCCCAGGCAGACCUGCUGCGGCUGCCUAGGCCAUAGCUCACAUGCAUGCCCCUGUUACGUGGCGCCGCGAGAGACAGGCUCUAGAGAGCCCCCGCGAUCUCUCCUGCGAUCUCUCCCGUGCAACUAUACAGAGUCGUGCGAUCUCUCCCGGCACGGCGAGGAGGCACCCAAGGCUGUAGCGUGUAGGUACGCGGGCUAGACGGUAAAAAAAACUUGCUAGAAG
Messenger RNA from Emiliania huxleyi CCMP1516, 694 nucleotides. RefSeq lists its product as hypothetical. The record is from RefSeq and is a predicted model, not a curated record. The transcript is spliced from 4 exons. NCBI's taxonomy places the organism in Eukaryota, Haptophyta, Isochrysidales, Noelaerhabdaceae. The annotation marks the transcript as partial.